AUGGUUGCGAAACAGAAAAACGUCCCUCUCACUACCAUGUCCUCGUUAAGUGGGAGAGAGAAGAAGGCGGCAUCAGCUAUAGCAACUAAACUCACAGAUGGCGCAUCAGAUGAAUUCGAAUUCGGUGGCUCUAUUGGUGCUGCCUUAUUGAUGACAGGCUUUCCCUUGCUAAUGUGGUAUAUGUGGAUAGGUGCAACCUAUUAUGACGGAAAUCUACCUUACCCCAAGAGCAACCAGUCGUGGCUUGAAUUUGCUCAGCACCUCUCUCAGCUGGUAUAUUUGGGGGCGUAUCCAACUGCAAAAGCUUGGGCAAUAUAUUGGAUCUUCUUCAUUAUGGAAGCCGUCAUGUAUUGCUAUAUGCCCGGCGUGUCUAACCAUGGUCGACCACUGAGACACGAAGGCGGCAAGAGGCUUCCUUAUUACUGCUCUGCAUAUACCAGCUUUUAUGCGACGUUGGUUAUUGCUGCCGCGUUACAUAUUACUGGUCUAUUCCCGCUGUACACUUUGAUUGACGAUUUUGGGCCAAUCAUGACCGUCGCUAUCCUGUCUGGAUUUAUCAACAGCUUCAUCGUCUACUUCCAAGCCAUUGUGCGCGGACGAACACACAGGCUCACGGGAUACCCCAUCUACGACUUUUUCAUGGGCGCUGAAUUGAAUCCUCGCAUUGGUAUCCUGGACUUCAAAAUGUUCUAUGAAGUGAGGAUCCCUUGGUUCAUACUGUUUCUCAUUACCUGUUCUGUGGCUGCUCGUCAGUAUGAAACGUACGGCUACGUUUCUUCUGAGGUAAUAUUUCUAGCUGCUGCUCACUUUCUAUACACCAACGCUUGCGCCAAAGCUGAGCAAAUGAUUAUCACAAGCUGGGAUAUGUACUUUGAGAAACUCGGCUUCCUCCUCACCUUUUGGAACAUGGCUGGUGUACCAUUUACCUACUGUCACUGUGCUCUUUACCUAGCUAACCACAAUCCAUCCGAAUACCGCUGGAAUCCAUUGGCUCUCACGCUUUUUAGUGCGGUAUACAUUUUCAUGUACUGGAUGUGGGAUAGUGCCAACGGCCAAAAGAACGCAUUUCGCCAUCAAGAAAAGGGACAACUCAUGAAGCGCAAUACUUUUCCGCAGGUUCCCUGGCAGUCUUUGGAUAAUCCCAAGACCAUCAAAACUGACGCAGGCGAUCAAAUCUUGGUUGAUGGAUGGUUUGCCAUUAUCCGAAAGCCAAACUACGUUCCUGAUAUGUUCUUUUCUAUGGCCUGGGGGCUAAUUACCGGCUUCAAGUAA
Molecule: messenger RNA, 1272 nt
Organism: Trichoderma aggressivum f. europaeum
Lineage: Eukaryota; Fungi; Ascomycota; Sordariomycetes; Hypocreales; Hypocreaceae
Exons: 2
Coding region: 1-1272 (423 amino acids)
Biological process (GO): ergosterol biosynthetic process
Cellular component (GO): endoplasmic reticulum membrane
Molecular function (GO): Delta24(24-1) sterol reductase activity
Source: RefSeq, a predicted model, not a curated record